AUGACGACUGAGACCCUAAGAGUCUCAGACGACUAUGAAGACAAGACGGUAACCUAUGUCCCACUUGAACCCAUAGAAAACAGAAUGAAUGAAGGCGACCCGUCAAGAUUAUUAAAGUAUCUGGAACCUGAAUUCAUCAAUGCCACGCCAGAUUCAAAAACAAAAGACUUGGGAUUUAUCGAACUUGAAGAGAAAGAAAAGCUAGAACUGGACUAUGACGAAGAUAAUGCAGAAAUAGCAGAAGCUGAAGCAGCUCAACAAGCUGCCUUGUUAGCUCCCCGUGAAUAUCAAUAUGAACUCUAUCAGAAAGCACUUCAAGAAAACGUUAUCGCAGUAUUGGAUACAGGUGCCGGUAAGACUUUGAUCUCAGUCAUGUUGAUAAAGCACAUGGCUGCUUUAGAAAGAGAAGCGCGCUUGACCCGUCGCGAAACCAAAUUGGCAUUCUUCUUGGUUGACCGUGUGCCUCUCGUUUUCCAACAAGCGAGUGUCAUCAAAGCCAACUGUGAUGUUGUGGUUGAAGCAAUCUGUGGUGAAAUGGAUGUUGACAAUUGGUCAGAAAAGAGGUGGAGAAUCAUAUUUGAAGAAAGUGAUGUAUGCGUCAUGACAGCACAAAUCUUUUUGGAUGCCCUUUACCAUGGUUUUUUGAGUAUUGAUCGAGCACAUUUGAUUGUCUUUGAUGAAUGUCAUCAUGCCACAAAGAGACACCCUUUCAACCUGAUUAUGAGAGAAUUCUAUGACCGAUGUCCAGCCGAGAAACGCCCCAAGAUAUUCGGAAUGACAGCCUCGCCAGUGCAUUCAAAAAAUGAUGUGGAAAAUAGCGUAGCUCAAUUAGAGAAAAACCUUGAUGCAAAAGUCUAUACAGCUUCGAAUAUGGAGCAGAUAACAACAUUCAAGGUUUUAGAAAUAACGGCGCUCUAUAAUCCAGCACCGAUAUAUGAAGAAACAGCAUUGACGGGCCAAAUACGAGAAAAGAUUGGUUCUAUUCCAAAAUUUAGUCGAUGUUUCACAGUUGCAAGAGACAUCCUUGCUCAAUUAGGACCAUGGUGUUGUGAUGUAACGUGGAAAUAUAUGCUAUCAGGCUUGGAAAGACGCGUAGCUCGACAGACGCAGGAUCUGGAUAGAGAAUCCUUGUUAGAAGACGACUUGGCUCUCAAGAAUGCUUAUGAGCUUGUUGACAACAUGGAGAUACCUCGUAAUCCUGAUAUAUAUGACAUUAGUCUUUUCUCUCCUAAAAUUACAAAGCUCCUUCAAAUUCUUCAAAUCAUCACGUCAGGCACGCAACAGUUCUGCGGUAUCGUCUUUGUAGAAAGAAAAAACACUGCAGUAGCUAUACAACUACUCAUUCAAUCCUUGGACUCACUUAGCAGAUUGAGAGCUGGUAUCUUGACAGGCCAUGGCUCGAGUGAAGAAGGAGACGUGCAGAUGCAUUUUAAGGAACAAAACAAGACGAUUCAAAAGUUUAGGACAGGCGAAAUCAACUUGCUUAUUGCUACCAACGUUGCCGAGGAAGGCUUAGAUAUCCAACCCUGUAACUUUGUCAUUAGAUUUGACUUCUUUCAUACAUUGAUUUCGUAUAUUCAAUCAAGAGGAAGAGCCCGUUGCUCUGACUCCAAGUUUGUCAUUAUGGCUGAACAGAAAAAUCACAACCAGACAGGCACCAUCGAUGACUUUAGAGCUCUGGAAAAUUCCAUGAAGCAGUUUUGUCAAGCCUUACCUGCUGACAGAAAUGUUGCAAACAAGUUUGGCGUUGGAGAUGACGGAUACGCUUCGGACGAAGAAGAUUAUGAUUCUGACGAGGACUUUAUGGAAAGCGCCAUUAUAGAUCUCGAAACAGGCGCAACAGUGACUAAACAAAAUGCCGUGCCUCUCAUUCACAGGUACUGCAGUUCAUUGCCCUCAGACAGCUUCUGUGUCUUGAAACCCAUAUUUGAAUACGUUGCCAGUGUGGAAGGAUACAGAUGCAUCUUGUCUUUACCAAGCAAUGCUGCUAUUCAGCAAGUAGAGUCGCCCUUCGUGAGAUCAAAAAAGCUCGCCAAAGCACUUGCUGCCUUACAAGCUUGUGACGAAUUGAAACAGGUAGAUGCUCUUGAUAAGCACCUUUUGCCUCGUAACCUGAAGAAGGAGAUUUUGGGUGAAAUGGCGCCUCAGUACGAUGAGAAUGGUUAUAUCAUUGGCAGUAGACGACGACAUGGCCUUUAUGAAAAACGUACACCUAAAUUUUGGAAAAGAAUUGUAGAGACAGAGGAGGACUUUGAUGUGGAACAUAACGAAGAUUUAUUAAAGGCCACAAGGAUAGCAAAUCACAGUACAGAAGCAGAUGAAAAAAAGGAUGUCGAGAAUGAAGGAUCUUCUCCCGUCAAGGUUACUGAAAUGGACGUAGAUGGUUCCACCAAAGAUAAUCCAAUAAUUGAAACAUUGUCUAAAGAAGUCUCUGAACUACAAAUUAAUAAUGAUCAUGCCACAGAGAACAACAAGAAAGUUCAAAAAGAUGAAGAGGAAACAGAAGAAGAGUUAGGCGAAGGUCCAUUUUUCAUGUGGUUUACUAUACUUGAAGUCGAAAUGGAGAACUACCAGUUUGAAGAGAGGUCAUACCGUCGUCUAUGUCUUGUCACAAAGAAGCCCUUCAUUACACUUCCGCAACUGAAACUGUUCCACAAGAGUAAACCAUUUGCAGUCAAUAUUCGUAAUAUUCAGACUGAGCUUGUCUUUGAUCGAGACACUGUUGUGCUUCUUUCCGAUUAUAUGCUCAAGCUGUUAAAAGAGCUAAUGAACAAAGAGUAUCACUGCCCUAUGAUCGAUAUGCCUUACUUUAUCGUGCCUCUCGUCAAGAAUUGUGAAGAAACAAAAUUCGAAGAACUCUCUGCUGACGACUUGAAGAACUUGGUUGACUGGAGUCAGAUUCAGGCUAUCGUAGAUCAAGCAAACAAGCCAUUGGAUCUUUCUGAAAUUGAAGAUCCUACUGAUAUUAUUGUCAUUGAUAAUUCAGACUAUUUCCGCCGGUACCUGGUGAAAACCAUUCGCUACGAUAUGAGCGUCCUCAGUCCAGUGCCUCAAGGUUACAAGAUCCAUGAAGCAUCUUAUGCUUCAUUCAAAGACUUUUAUAAUGAACUUGGUGAACGAUUUGCUAUAACAGAUGAUCAACAGCCCAUGAUUGAAGUUGAACGAUUCAAAAAGACAAUGAACUUUUUGUAUCCAGGAGAAACUAUGGCAGCUCAAUUAAAGGGGCCUGCACGAACCUUUGUUGUUCCUCAGUUCUGUACUCAGUACUUUAUAAAAGCAAGCGUUUUUGUAGCAAUGAUGAUGGUCCCAUCAAUUAUGACAAGAAUUGACUCAUUAUUGCUUUGUCAUGAUGCACGUUCUAGAUAUAAUCUACCGAUUACCGAUGAGUAUCUACUUGAAGCAUAUACCAUGCCAUCUGCAAGUAUGGAAAUGAACUAUGAACGACUUGAAACACUUGGAGACUCUCUCCUGAAGUUUAUUGCUACAAUUCGUUUAUAUAUCAACUUUCCUUUUAGUAACGAAGGCGAACUUCAUCACUUACGUAUUCGUGUUGUCUGCAACAGAGCAUUAUAUAGGGCUGCAAAGCGACUCAAGUUCUAUCGCUAUGUCACAAGCCAAGCAUUCAAUCGACGAUACUGGCGUCCGCCUCAUUUUACAUGCACUGCAGAUAAUCCAGAAACACUAGAAAUGAUCAACAAACAUAGGUUAUCUGACAAGACGUUGGCAGAUAUCGUAGAAGCAUCACUUGGCGCUGCUUAUUUGUGUAAUGGCCUUGAAGGCUGUCUCCAAACUGCCAUUCAAUUGCAAAUUCCUUUUGACCAAAUCGAAAAGUGGUCAGAUUUCAAUGUCGCCUUUGAAGAGUCUCGCAAGACGGUGCCAGCUCGUGCAGAAAGCAAGGCACUUCGUAUGCUCAACUUGCCCAAACUCCAAGCUCUUGUCGAACGCGAAUUCAAAAAGCCUUUGCUCCUUGUGGAAGCUCUAACUCACGCAAGUUUACCCAACUCCACUGCUCCAUGUUACCAGCGUCUUGAAUUCUUAGGUGAUGCUAUUUUGGAUUUCUUGGUCAUCAAGUACCUAUUUACCAAAUUCCCAGAUGCUGAUCCAGGUACAAUCACGACCUUGAAGGACUCAUGUGUUAAUAAUCAAGUACUGGGUAUCAUUUGCUUGAAUAAUGGACUUCAUAAGCAUAUUAUCCACUACUCUGGAAGGCUCGUCAGAUCCAUUGAAACGUUAGAACAAGAAGUGGAUGAUAUGAAGAAGGGUGGACAAGUAGAAGGAGAAUAUUGGAGAAACUUGAAUAUUCCAAAGGUCUUGUCCGAUGUUGUCGAAAGUAUGCUUGGCGCUGUAUUUGUGGACGCCGAGUUUGAUCUGGAACCCUGUUCGAGGUUAUUUGAGAAAUGGUUUGUGCCUCUCUUUAACGAGCAUGUCACUCCAGAGUUGAUACGUAUUCAUCCUAUGCGUAAACUACUUACCUAUUUACAGAAUUUUGGUUGCGAAAGUUUUAUGCUUAGAAAUCAUACCACAGGUUCAACUGGAUCAGAAAGUCAAAAAUGUGUCGUGUUCCUUCACGAUAAGCCUUUAGCUUGUGGUGCUGAUUGGAAUAUCAAAGUGGCUAGAAGACAUGCAGCAGAAAAAGCUUAUGAAAGAUUGAUGGAUGAACCAGAGUUAUUAGAAACUGUCUGUAAUUGUAGAACAUCACGUAUCAAGAGAGGUUUAUUGCCAGAAAGGGAGGUUGAAGAUGUGGAUGAUGAUGCUGACUUGUUCUAA
This is a messenger RNA of Rhizopus microsporus ATCC 52813, 4767 nucleotides long. RefSeq names its product dicer-2 protein. The transcript has 7 exons. The record is from RefSeq and is a predicted model, not a curated record. NCBI's taxonomy places the organism in Eukaryota, Fungi, Mucoromycota, Mucoromycetes, Mucorales, Rhizopodaceae. Gene Ontology annotation, biological process: RNA processing. The coding region runs from base 1 to 4767 and encodes 1588 amino acids. Gene Ontology annotation, molecular function: ATP binding; ribonuclease III activity; DNA binding.